Messenger RNA from Oxyura jamaicensis (ruddy duck), 4176 nucleotides. RefSeq names its product ATP binding cassette subfamily B member 1 (gene ABCB1). The transcript is spliced from 28 exons. The record is from RefSeq and is a predicted model, not a curated record. Gene Ontology annotation, molecular function: ABC-type transporter activity; ATP binding; ATP hydrolysis activity. Gene Ontology annotation, cellular component: membrane. NCBI's taxonomy places the organism in Eukaryota, Metazoa, Chordata, Aves, Anseriformes, Anatidae. Bases 128 to 4009 code for a protein of 1293 amino acids. Gene Ontology annotation, biological process: transmembrane transport.
CAGUUUAACACAGAAUGAGCAAAGUCCAACCUCAGUACACAGUCCUAACCAAGCUAGUCCAGUAGGACUGCUGAAUAACCUUCCAGAACAUGUGAAAACAGAUUAAGAUCUGCUCUCCUGAUUUAAAAUGGAUUCUGAAGAUGAAACAAAGCCUUACAUAAACAGAAAGGAUGAUAAUAUUGCUGUAUCAAAUCAGGAUUAUGAAUCUGAAGAUAAAUGCAGCAAGGAUGAGAAGAAACCUGAGAAACUGAAUAUGGUCAGUCCGUUAACGGUGUUUCGAUACUCUGACUGGUGGGACAAAUUCCUCAUGGUGCUGGGCGCUACCAUGGCAAUACUCCAUGGAGCAGGACUCCCCAUUAUGAUGAUUGUCUUUGGUGACAUGACAGAUAGUUUUAUUACUUCAGAAAACAUGACUUACCCAGAAAAUUUUUCUUUAUUUAACCAUACGUCAGUGAAUUUUUCUACAGAUUUUUUUUCUUAUGCUCUGCUCGGAGAGUUGGAGGAUGAAUUGACCAGAUAUGCAUAUUAUUAUUCUGGAAUAGGAGCUUGUGUUCUUUUUGCUGCCUACAUUCAAGUUUCAUUUUGGACACUAGCUGCUGGCAGGCAAAUAAAAAGAAUCAGACACGAAUUUUUUCAUGCUGUAAUGAGACAGGAGAUUGGAUGGUUUGAUGUAAAUGAUGUGGGUGAACUGAACUCUAGAAUUGUAGAUGACAUCUCCAAGAUUAAUGAAGGAAUAGGGGAAAAAAUAGGGAUGUUCUUUCAGGCAGUGGCUACGUUUUUCGCUGGAUUUAUAGUUGGUUUUACAAAAGGCUGGAAACUAACACUUGUGAUCCUGGCAUUCAGUCCCGUUCUGGGCUUCUCUUCAGCUAUCUGGGCAAAGAUAAUUUCUGCAUUCACUAACAAAGAACUAACUGCAUAUGCAAAAGCAGGAGCUGUUGCAGAGGAAGUUCUGGCAGCAAUUCAAACUGUGGUAGCAUUUGGAGGACAGAGGAAAGAAACUGAAAGAUACCAAAAAGAUUUAGAAGAAGCCAAACACAUCGGUAUCAAAAAAGUUAUUUCAGCCAAUAUUUCCAUAGGUAUUGCUUUCUUUUUGAUAUAUGCAUCAUAUGCAUUGGCUUUCUGGUAUGGAACCACUUUGAUACUCUCUGAUGACUAUACAGUCGGAAAUGUCUUUACAGUCUUUUUUUCUAUAUUACUUGGAGCUUUUGGGGUUGGAUCUAGUGCACCAAGCAUGGAGGCAUUUGCCAAUGCAAGAGGAGCUGCCUAUGCAAUCUUCAGUAUUAUAGACAAUGAACCUCAGAUUGACAGUUCAUCCAAUGCUGGCUAUAAACUGGACCAUGUUAAGGGGACUUUGGAAUUCAAAAAUGUUUACUUCAAUUAUCCUGCUAGGCCAGAUAUUCAGAUACUGAAAGGCUUGAAUCUCAAGGUCAACUGUGGCCAGACAGUAGCCCUGGUUGGUGGCAGUGGCUGUGGGAAAAGUACAACUGUUCAGCUCAUCCAGAGAUUUUACGAUCCCAAGGAAGGCACGAUUACCAUUGAUGGGCAGGAUAUCAAGACCCUGAAUGUAAGAUAUCUGAGGGAGAUUAUUGGUGUGGUGAAUCAGGAGCCUGUGCUCUUUGCUACUACCAUUGCAGAAAAUAUUCGCUAUGGCCGAGAGGAUGUCACCAUGGAAGAAAUUGAGAAAGCUACCAAGGAAGCUAACGCUUAUGAUUUCAUCAUGAAGCUACCCAAGAAGUUUGAAACCGUGGUUGGAGAAAGAGGGGCACAGCUGAGCGGAGGCCAGAAGCAAAGAAUAGCAAUUGCCCGAGCUCUGGUUCGCAAUCCUAAAAUUCUUCUGCUUGAUGAGGCAACGUCAGCUUUGGAUACUGAGAGUGAAUCGGUUGUGCAGGCAGCACUUGACAAGAUCAGGAAAGGACGCACCAUACUUGUUAUUGCUCACCGUUUGUCAACAGUUCGAAAUGCAGAUCUUAUAGCUGCUUUUGAAAAUGGUGUCAUCACAGAACAAGGGUCACAUGAUGAAUUAAUGGAACAGAAGGGAGUUUACUACAAACUUGUUAAUAUGCAGACAUCAGGAACUGAAGAUCAGUUACAGGAAGAAGGUAAUGCACCCAGUGUCUCAGGCAAGACACUGAAUGGAUCAGUACUGACUGGACAGAAAAGACAGUCCACUCGGAAAAGCAUAAAAAGGUUCAGAAUACAGAAUGAUGAACUUGAUGUAAAAGCUGUUCAGCUUGAUAAAAACAUACCUCCGGUGCCAUUUUUUAAAAUUAUGGCGUUGAAUAAAACUGAAUGGCCUUACUUUGUUGUUGGAACUCUAUGUGCAGUUAUCAAUGGGGCCUUACAACCCAUAUUUUCAGUCAUAAUUGCAGAUGUUAUAGGGAUGUUUGUAGAAAAAGGAAAGGCUGCUAUCAGGGAGACAAAUAGCAUGUAUGCACUACUCUUUUUAGGUUUUGGACUAAUUUCUUUUGUCACGUUUUUUCUUCAGGGUUUCACAUUUGGCAAAGCUGGAGAAAUCCUUACAAUGAGGCUCCGAUCCAUGACAUUUAGAGCAAUUCUGAGACAGGAGAUCAGCUGGUUUGAUGAACCUAAAAAUAGCACUGGAGAAUUAAUUACAAGACUUGCUAGUGAUGCCUCACAAGUGAAAGAAGCUACAGGUUCCAGACUGGCAUUAAUUGCUCAAAAUGUAGCGAAUCUUGGGACUGGGAUCAUUUUGUCAUUGACCUAUGGCUGGCAGUUGACUCUUCUGCUUUUAGCCAUUGUGCCAGUUAUUGCUGUAACAGGAAUGAUUCAGAUGAAGAUGCUUACUGGACAUGCAAAAAAAGAUAAAAAGGAACUGGAAACUGCAGGAAAGAUUGCGUCUGAAGCCAUAGAAAACAUUCGAACUGUUGUUGCUUUGACUCAGGAAAGAAAAUUUGAGUUUAUGUAUGGGCAAAAUUUGCAAGUGCCAUACAGAAAUUCUGUAAAGAAGGCACAUAUUUUUGGGUUUACUUUUGCAUUUUCGCAAGCUAUUAUGUACUUUAUUUAUGCUGGAUGUUUUAGGUUUGCUGCAUAUCUAGUAAAAAAUGGACAUAUGCUGUUUAAAGAUGUGCUUUUAGUUUUUUCAGCUAUUGUAUUUGGUGCAAUGGCAUUAGGACAAAGCACUUCUUUGACUCCAAACUAUGCCAAAGCCAAGAUGUCAGCUGCUCACUUGUUUAUGCUGUUUGAAAGAGUUCCCUCCAUAGACAGUUACAGUGAGGAAGGGGAGAAGCCUAAAAUAUUUGGUGGAAACAUAAUGUUCAAAGACGUGGAAUUUAACUACCCAACCCGACCAGAGGUCAAAGUGCUCCAAGGCCUGAACAUCGAGGUAGAAAAAGGACAAACUCUGGCUCUUGUUGGUAGCAGUGGUUGUGGUAAGAGCACUGUUGUUCAGCUGCUUGAGAGAUUUUAUGAUCCACUCAGUGGAGAAAUGCUCUUGGAUGGCCAAAAUGCAAAGACGCUAAAUAUCCAGUGGCUGAGAGCUCAGAUCGGUAUCGUCUCCCAGGAGCCAAUCCUGUUUGACUGCACUAUUGCUGAAAACAUCGCAUAUGGAGAUAACAGUCGGGAGGUGCCACAUGAGGAAAUUGUUAGAGCAGCAAAAGAAGCCAAUAUUCAUUCCUUCAUUGAAUCACUACCAAAGAAAUACAGCACACGUGUGGGAGACAGAGGAACCCAGCUCUCCGGCGGUCAGAAGCAACGCAUUGCUAUUGCCCGAGCACUUGUACGGCAGCCCCAAAUCUUGCUGCUAGAUGAGGCUACCUCUGCUCUGGAUACGGAAAGUGAAAAGAUUGUCCAGGAAGCGCUGGAUAAAGCCAGGGAAGGUCGCACCUGCAUCGUGAUAGCUCACCGCCUGUCCACCAUCCAGAACGCUGACAAGAUUGCCGUGAUCCAGAAUGGCAAGGUCGUAGAGCAAGGGACUCAUCAGCAGCUCCUGGCUGAAAAAGGCAUCUACUAUUCUCUGGUCAACGUUCAAAGUAGGCCAUGCAGUGUAUGAUAAAGGGCAGCAGCUCUUGCUGAGUGCAGCUGUACAGCUGGUUCAAUACUUUGUCUGAGCCUUUUAAGGGUAUUUCAGUACUUCUAGUUUUGAUAAAAUUCUGUAACUAGCUUCCUUAAAUCCCACAAGUAUUAAAGCAAAUGUACCUCCAUUAUUUAAGAACCUAA